UCGGGUCAGGGGUAGGAGCCUGCGGGAACGGGGUCCAGCUGUGGUCACCUGGUCACCGCUGCUGGAGGUGGCCCCCCCCCCCCCACGGGUGGAUGGGGGCGAGGUGGGGUGGUGCUGGGAGCCCAGCGUGGGAAGCAGCGGGGGCCUGAUCCAGGUGUGCGGCUUGGGGGUGAGUGAAGGUCUCCAGCGUCCCCGCUGGCAUUGGCCGCGUGGAGAGUGAGAUAAGGGGACCUUGGCCCCGGGGUGACUUGCGGGGGGAGCCACAUCCUGGGGCUGGAGAUUGGGGAGCAGCUUGGCUGGCUGGCCACCCCACGGAAAGCGGCAUGGCUGGGGGGGGCGCUGUCCACUAGCCAGUCCCUCUAGAGGAACCGUGGCCACCAGCCGUCUCCCAAGAGGGACCCUGCCUUGUCCCCCAGUUGGGAGCCAGCGUCCCUGCUGUGCCACAUCGCGGUGCAGCUGCAGGAUGGACAGAUGUGGCCGUUCCCAGGCAGGAAGGGGCGAUGCGAUAAGAUGGGGCAAUAGGGCUGGGGACCCCCCCGCCGCUUCCCUCCCCAGCAUGGGACAGUCACCACAUGUCGGUGGCAGGAUUGGUGACGCCAAGGUCCCCGGCGGCGGCGGGCGCUAUAAGAGGGGUGAGCAGCCCCAGCGCAGCACCUUGGGACGGCGCAACCAUGCUGGGGGCUGUGUGUCUCGCCGUGCUGCUGGGCUACGCCUACGGAUGCGGUCAGCCGGCCGUGCCGCCGCUGCUGGGCACCCGGGUGGUGGGUGGCGAAGAUGCCCGUGCCCACAGCUGGCCCUGGCAGAUCUCGCUGCAGUACAGCAGGUACGGGGCUUGGCACCACACGUGCGGCGGGACCCUCAUCGCCUCCAACUGGGUGCUGACGGCUGCCCACUGCAUCAGCUCUAGCUUGAACUACCGCGUGGUGCUGGGCAAGCAGGUCCUGUCGGAGGAGGACGAGGCGGGCUCGCUGGCCGUGGGCGUGGAUAAGAUCAUCGUGCACGAGAACUGGAACUCCUUCUUCAUCAUCAACGACAUCGCCCUGAUCAAGCUGGCGCAGGAGGUGGAGGUGAGCGAGACCAUCCAGCCCGCCUGCCUGCCGCCCGCCGGCCUGACGCUGGAGAACAACUACCCCUGCUACAUCACCGGCUGGGGACGCAUCAGGACGAACGGGCCCCUGGCCGACGUCCUGCAGCAAGCCCUGCUGCCCGUGGUGGACUAUGAGACCUGCUCCCAGCGGGACUGGUGGGGCAGCAAUGUGCGCCCCACCAUGGUCUGCGCCGGCGGGGACGGCACCGUCUCCGGCUGUAACGGGGAUUCGGGUGGCCCCCUGAACUGCCAGCGCGAUGGGCUGUGGGAGGUGGACGGCAUCGUCAGCUUCGGCUCCGCGCUGGGCUGCAACACCCACAAGAAGCCGACGGUCUUCACGCGGGUGUCUGCCUACAUCGACUGGAUCAACGAGAAAAUAAGCGCGAACUGAGGCGGCAGCGCGUGGUGUGGAAAGUCUGGAGCGGGAUAAAGGCGAAAGUGUUGAGCCGGCCUCCUGUGUCCUGCUGGUUAUUUUUUUUGGCGAGGACGGGGACGGCGGGGGGGACACACACACGUGGCAGAAGCAGG
Messenger RNA from Chroicocephalus ridibundus (black-headed gull), 1615 nucleotides. Its product is annotated as chymotrypsin-C-like. Gene Ontology annotation, molecular function: serine-type endopeptidase activity. Bases 573 to 1478 code for a protein of 301 amino acids. Gene Ontology annotation, biological process: proteolysis. The record is from RefSeq and is a predicted model, not a curated record. The transcript has 8 exons. NCBI's taxonomy places the organism in Eukaryota, Metazoa, Chordata, Aves, Charadriiformes, Laridae.